AUGUCGUACCAAUACCAGCAACCGAACGGCACCUGGUACCCUGGCUACGGCUACAUGGGCUGGCCCCAGCAACCUGGUUACUACCACCCUGGCACCAACGACCCCGUGGAAGGCACCCCCUAUCAUGCCCAGGGCAGUGGCCAUGAUAACAACGUGCCCGUCCCUCAUCACGGCGCUGGCAUGUCCUAUGGGUACUACCAGCCUCAGUUUUACCCCCAGCCCGUGUACCCCCCGCCUAUGCCGGCGGCUUACCCAGCUGCGGCCUGGCAUCCGGAGGUGCCUGCAUCGAAUGUGCCGGUUGAGCCAACUGGCGGCGCAGCCCCCGCAACCAAUUAUCAUCCCCCUUCCUACGCUAUGCGGCUGUGGAGGCAGCACGACACUAUCACUCCCCACACCACCGCAUACUCUGCGACCACCCCAGUCGAGCGCAACCGCGGCGCCCACACGCGCCACCGUCGUGGCCCCGGCGGGACGCCUUACGUUUCCCAAGAGCCGGCUCGCAUUGUGGAGGAUGGCGUCGUGGUCAACGAAGACGCCAUCGACGCCUACUGGAACCAGGCCGUGCCAACGAUGACGGAGCGCCAGGGCAAUUCUCAGUACAACGGAGAGCCGACCGCUCGCGAGACCGAGUUUCAGCGUCUCCAGGCUCUCAAUCCUUACAUCACUACGAAGGAGGUCAUGGACACCAUGUUACCCCCUGUCAAGAUGAAGAACCGACCAGGCCAUGCCCUCCUGAUCCCCCCCAAGAUACUCCGCUUUCGCCUGGAGCCCUACCUGGGCGCCCUAAGCCCAACUCAACUGGUCGCAUUAGCCGUGGCCUUCGAAAUCCUCGAGGGCAAGCGUGACUCUGACCACCACUAUAAGGCAAGUCUGGCCUACCUCGCCGUCCAGCGCAUUGCUCCAGACCUGAUCCGUUCCCUCCCGGACCUCUGUGGGCGCUGCGCCGAGCGCGGCUUCCGUGGUUGUUGGUACAUCUACCCCUACAGCUUGGCCGGGUGCAUCCAGUGUGGGGCCAAUAGCACGUGCUCCCACGGUGUGCUCGACAUCUAA
This is a messenger RNA of Vanrija pseudolonga, 1050 nucleotides long. RefSeq lists its product as uncharacterized. The transcript has 3 exons. The coding region runs from base 1 to 1050 and encodes 349 amino acids. The record is from RefSeq and is a predicted model, not a curated record. Lineage: Eukaryota; Fungi; Basidiomycota; Tremellomycetes; Trichosporonales; Trichosporonaceae.